Messenger RNA from [Torrubiella] hemipterigena, 660 nucleotides. NCBI's taxonomy places the organism in Eukaryota, Fungi, Ascomycota, Sordariomycetes, Hypocreales, Clavicipitaceae. The record is from the annotation of a GenBank genome assembly.
AUGGCAACGCCGCAAAUACCAGGGCCUACACCGCCGGCCAUUGCGUCAAGGCUUCCUAAGCCUCCUACCCAGGGAUCAGCCACCCAAGACUAUCUUCUGCCACCCCUCCAAUUCGGAUCAUGGACAGGUGCCGCCGGUGUUGUAGCUGGUAUUGCCGGAUCCAUUGCUAGAGAAACCAGCCCUGUGAGAGGUGGUUUUGUCUCCGGAGCUCAAUGGUUCACUCUAGGAGGAACCUUCUGGUUCUCAAGAAUGAUGACCAUAAAGGCUCUUGGUCAGCAAGAAGACCAGCUCAAGCCCUUCGAUAAGCUACAAGCUAGCACCAUUGCUGGGUCUAUCACAGGCGCCUUAUCUGGCGCGCUUCGGGGGCCUGCAAAAAUCUUACCAUCUACUCUGCUUUACGGUGUAAUCGGCCUCGUGGGACAAGGCAUUGGUUACCGUUGGCAAGCAUCCAAAAACGCACCAAAGGACGACAGUGGCGGCUUCAUGAGAACAUGGAGCCCGCUAAAGAAACUGACAGACGAAGAAUAUCUCGACAUGAUGAAUGACAAAAUUCUCAAAGUCGAAGUUGAUAUCGCGCUUAUUGACGAAAAGAUUGCCGAUCUAAGGCAACGUGAACGAGCUCAACAGGACAUGCCACAGCCUCCGACCAAGCGACCCUGA